Messenger RNA from Gymnodraco acuticeps, 2083 nucleotides. RefSeq names its product thyroid hormone receptor alpha. Gene Ontology annotation, biological process: negative regulation of transcription by RNA polymerase II; retinoic acid receptor signaling pathway; cell differentiation. Lineage: Eukaryota; Metazoa; Chordata; Actinopteri; Perciformes; Bathydraconidae. The transcript is spliced from 4 exons. The coding region runs from base 35 to 661 and encodes 208 amino acids. The record is from RefSeq and is a predicted model, not a curated record. Gene Ontology annotation, molecular function: nuclear receptor activity; RNA polymerase II cis-regulatory region sequence-specific DNA binding.
GUCACAUUGGUCGGAUGAUAUCGGUCAGGGUUCGAUGAUUCCCACUUCAGACAAGGUGGACCUGGAAGCCUUCAGCGAGUUCACGAAGAUCAUGACCCCUGCCAUCACACGCGUGGUGGACUUCGCCAAGAAACUACCCAUGUUCUCAGAGCUGUCCUGUGAGGACCAGAUCAUCCUGCUGAAGGGCGGCUGCAUGGAGAUCAUGUCUCUGCGCGCCGCCGUGCGCUACGACCCGGAGAGCGAGACGCUGACACUGAACGGAGAGAUGGCGGUGAAGCGAGAGCAGCUGAAGAACGGAGGGCUGGGCGUGGUGUCGGACGCCAUCUUUGAUUUGGGCAAAAGCCUGGCUCAGUUCAACCUGGACGACUCGGAGGUGGCGCUGAUGCAGGCCGUGCUGCUCAUGAGCUCAGACCGCUCAGGACUCACCAACAUAGAGAAGAUCGAGCAGUGUCAGGAGGCGUACCUGCUGGCCUUCGAACACUACAUCAACUACAGGAAGCACAACAUUCCCCACUUCUGGCCCAAGCUUCUGAUGAAGGUGACGGACCUUCGGAUGAUCGGAGCGUGCCACGCCAGCCGCUUCCUGCACAUGAAGGUGGAGUGUCCCAACGAACUCUUCCCCCCUCUCUUCCUGGAGGUCUUCGAGGAACAGGAAGUGUGACUUUAGGAACGUUUCCACCACAACACCCCCUUUAAAAAGAACCCUAACCAUGGAAGGAAAUACAUUAAGGGGGGGUUAGCUGCGGUGAAAGAGCAACAGAAGUAGGACAAAAACUGGAAUUGACCUUUUUUUUUUUCAGUGGAAACGUACCCUGUGAACUUGGUUUUUUUGUCCUUAUUUUGUCACAAAACCCAGCACCUGCCACCAGCAAAAUCACAUCGACUUCACUUGAGCGAAAUACACACUGACAGGUACACACACACAGUUAAUAGAGUGGUGCAGGAAUGAGUCCCAUACUCCCUGCAAUGAAUCGGCAUUUUCGCACUUCUUGUUCCCUCUACUUGGAAGUCAAUGGUUUCCUGAAUGUGUUAUUGGUUCUUAUCCUGAUAUAAGGUCUGUAGUUAACACAAGCUGAAGAGAUUUAUAUUCUACGACACAUAUCAGUAAAUACCCCUCUGGUGGAUUUAAAAACGGAGGUUGCUAACAAGUGUCUAAAUGGGACGACUAUACGUCAUCAUGCCCAACAUUAGCCGCCUUUAGCUUAGCUUAAAAACGGCAGUUGCUAAUAAAUGUCUAAAUGAGACUUCAAAACGUCAUCAUAUUAGCCGUAAGUAUCAGAGAUUUUAGUAAUCCCAUUGGACCACAGGAGAUGCUGCCUUCAGGGGAAAUUGGACAUGCCUGCACCACUCUAUCAUAAGAUUCCUAACACACUGCCAGGACCGUACAGUGCAGAUAUAUGCAAACUCCAGCCUCCUCAGUUAUCUCCUGUUGCACCUGUGUGGACUAGCAGCUGCACUCUCGAUAAUGCAACCCCCCGUCUCCCACCUCAACCACAGCAAAGUGUUUUAUCUCUGGGACCUGACCAUCAACUCUCCUUAAUGGCGUCAUCCAUCUAAUCCCACCCAGUAUGAGUGUUUGUCUACCUACCUCCCCCCCACAUACUGACCUUCGUCUGGAACACAUCCAACACUCUGACCUCAUUAUGUAGACAGAUGUAUUUCCACAUUACUGAGUCUUCAGUUAAUGCUGGUGUGGUGGUAGGAGACGCUAGUGGGAACACUGGUAUGAAGCCUUUAUCUACAGUGUAGGGUUGGUCCUUUUGGUGGCAGCAGACUAAGAGUUAUUUAACCGAUUAGUCGUUAUUUUAUGCUUUUACAUGAGUCACACAGUCAACAAAAUCCUAUUAGCAUCAAAAUACUCGAUUAAGAAUGGACAGCGCUAACUAUUUAUGCUUUCAUGACACAUUGAGAUGCAUUAGAACAGCUGCAGUGUGCAUCCUUAUGUCGUAAAACUGCAGACAUAUUGGUAAACUUCAGCAUUUGAAGUGUUAUAUCAUUUUUUUAGAUUAAUAUCAAUAUGCUAACAUGUAAUUAUACAUUAUCAGCCUUUUCAGAAUAAAGUGCAUUGUAGCUAAAGGCUAAA